This is a messenger RNA of Rhagoletis pomonella (apple maggot), 4437 nucleotides long. RefSeq lists its product as uncharacterized. The transcript has 7 exons. NCBI's taxonomy places the organism in Eukaryota, Metazoa, Arthropoda, Insecta, Diptera, Tephritidae. Bases 406 to 3228 code for a protein of 940 amino acids. The record is from RefSeq and is a predicted model, not a curated record.
GAGCAAUCGUUUUAGCUAUGAUUGUAGCGGUGGCGGUGGCGAUGAGGUUGAUGGUGACUAAUGGCGUUGUUGGGUGUCAGGCAGGCUAACAACGUUUGUGGUUCGAGCGCAACUUAUGGGAGCGAGCACAAAUACGUCUUUCUAGGCUGUGCUUACAAUUUAGUUUGUGUUCAACUUUACAUUGUUCACCAGUGGAGCAGUAGAGCAGCAGCGGCAAGCGUUACAACUUCACAAAACUCGUAAUUGUGAAGUUUUUUAGCAGCAGCUCUUUGCUGGAAGUGGAAGUGGAUAAGCGUGUUGGUGGAAGCUUGUUUGUGGCUCCUAAUGAGUAGCAACUUCCCAAUACGUUAUGCAUACUUAAUCUACGUAUGUACGUAGUCGUGCUCGUAAAAGGAAUCUUCCGCAAUGGACAAACAAAAGCCAACAAACAGCAACAAUACGCUGGCCGGCAGUGUUCAGUUGGUGAAGGAGCGUAAUCGCAGCAGCAACAAAGUGAAACUUUGUGGUUAUUUGAAGAAGAAGCGAAAUAAAGUUGGUGGUUGGCGUAAGAUGUGGUUUGUGCUGCAGGAUAAAUUACUGCUCUCCUAUGGCUCCAAGGAGGAGUAUGACAAUAAAUUGGUCUCAUUUAAAGAUGUACUCAACCUGGUGCCGGGUACAAUGGUGCGCCCUUUGGGUGGAUUUCGCUUCACCAUCGAGACAACUACGCACGUGAUGUAUACGUUUCAUUGUGAUGAUCGCAAUGCCUAUCGUGAAUGGAUUACCAUGCUGUUGGAUAGCUUAUCCGCUACAGUAAGCACUAAAGUCAUUUCCGCCACUACCACCUCCUCUUCCCCAAUAGCCUACUCUCUGCUGCCAUUGCAACAGCAACGUUUCCGCAACAUUUCCGUCGACAAUAUUCCGCAUGCGCUUUGGUCGAAUGCAGCACAAAAUUCGCAGCGUCAGCGUGAGCUCUCGUCCAGUUGUGAUUCAAUGCGGCAGCGCGCCGAAUUUAUGGAUGGCGCUACUGAGUACGCGCAUUUGGAGCGCAUAGGUAAUAUAAAAACAGUCGGUGGUAUAAAAUCAGCAGCGCGGUCACCGUUGGCGCCAGCAUUGUCACUGCCCACUCACGGCAGCAGUGGUGGGGGUGGUGGUGGUGGUGCGGCGGUGCGUUUGCCAAUCGCGCGCAGCACUGCGAAAAUACUGGAGCGUAACGGCGUGAAUUCAAGCGGUCCGACGAAAAAAUACCAACAGCAACAACAACAACAGCACCAGUACCAAAAACGACAGCAGCAACAAGUGAACUGUUGCAACAGGAGUAGUGGCACAACAGUGAACGCAACAGGUAGCAAAAGCAACAAGAAAAAUAACCACAACAACUUUGGUAAUAAUAGCAACGACAACGUCACAGAUGCGCGUUUAACUACUGAAGCGAGUGCGACCCACUUCCGUUUGCAUGGUGAAAGUCAUUGGAGUGAUUUUACCACACUCGACAACGGUCUACAUCAUUCGGGUACUGGUAGUACCACAACAUCAACUUCCUCAUCAAGCUCCUCGCAUCGGCCUAUCAAUCAAUCAGUUUUGAAAAUAAAUAGUAUGUUCCAACAACAACCAAAUUCUUCCUUGGUGUCAGAACAAUGUGUCAACACAAGUCACCACAAUGUGGUGAAUAAAGAAUUUUUACUGCAUCCAAAGCCUAAGCAAACGAACUGUGAUCAAAGCGAAUUUAUUCCAAAGCUUAACCAUAACAAAAACUCAAAGAUUGAAACAAACGAUCGCAACAAUACAUUGUUUGUGGAUUGUUGUUCGAUGAAUGAUGAUGCUCAAGUUGUGGACAACAAUGUUGAUGGAGCAUAUUCCUGCUGCGCCAAAGAUAGCAAAGCAAUGGUAAUGGUGAAAGACCAAAUUCAGCGAAUGAACAUCAAAGGCCGGAAGGAAAUGAUGUCGUAUUCGAAUGCAGACACAGUCGAUAGGCGUGAGCGCAAGCGAGUUGUCAUAAAGAAACGGUUGGAGGAGGAGUCGAUUAUUGAAAGAGCCAGUAUGUCAAAGGCAGUAGGCGGUGAAGAGUGCAGCGAAAAUUUGUUACACAGUAAUGGUGAAAAUGAUAUCGAGGUGCGACCACUUGCGCUGGGCAAAGAUGUGGAGACAACAUUGAGCAGAUCUUCAGAGCCAAUUUAUGCUGUGGUCGAUUUAGCGCAUAAAUAUGCCCAACGACAGCAACGUUAUGGCAAAAAUAAUCUGAAAAAUUUAGAUACGAAUCUUUGUAGAAGUUAUGAAAGCAUUCUUCAAGGUGUGGAACCUUGUAUUGUGGCGCCAAUCAGAGGCGGAUCGAUAGAGAAAUCCACUAGUAAAUUACAUGUCGAGGACGAUAUUGACGGCAUCUAUGAGGAUGGUGAUAAAUUUGCUGAAUGUUGUAAAAAUGGUGACAUGCCUGAUGGCGAAGAUGAUGAAAACAUAUACGAACCUGUGGGUUUCGAAAACUUCGCGAAUCCGAAGAUCAAUGCCUCCGCAACGCAACCCAGUGCUCUUUGGCGAUACAUUACACGUUUGAAAGUUAAUUCACUGCUACAAUUUACGCGCAUGCGCCGCAACAAUCAUGUCGACUAUGAUACCAUUGAUUUACCUACGCCUGCAAUAUCACCCACGCUUGCACCAAAUCAUAGGAAAACAACGACACUAACAAAGAAACAUCAUCAUCAACAGCCUUCAACAGCGUGCACAGCAACAACAACGACAUCACAAUUCGCCAACAUUAAACACAAAUUUGGCGCACAUCGAAAGUCAAUGCAAGUGCGCGUGCGUAAAAUGUGUGCGCGCACCCACGAACCAAAGACAACUUUCAGCAGCAGACAGCCAAUGCAGCAACAAAUUACAGCGGAUGGUCACUAUAAUGAUGGAGCUACUAACGGCAUCAUCACUGGCAGUACUUGCGGUGCCAGCGCUAGUGGAGGUGUGGGCGGUGGUGGAGCGAAGAAAUCGAAGUAUCGUUGGAAAUCAGUGAAAAUUAGGCCAAAACAUUUCAAUGGCGCCACUUGCAGCAACAGCAGCAGCACAACCGAUGAUAUUAGCAACAAAACAACAACAACGCGGCAGAGUUUCUUUGGCAGUCUGCCGCAUUUGCGUAGAGCGCGUGUCUCACUUUUCUCCACGCCAAAUUUGCAUGCGACGACGAAAGAUCAGAAUAGUAAUGUCAGUGGGGUGAUGAAUAAAGUGGCAGCGGAUUUGGCGCAUGCCGGUGACAAAAGUGAAUGAGCAGCUGAAUAUGAGUGUUGUGAAUUGUAUGUGUGUACAUAUGUAUAUAAACAUAUGCAUGUACAAGUUGAAAGAAUGUGUUUUUGUACAAAUCCAAAUGCAUAUGCAAAAAGCCCUAAAAACUGUAUGUAAGUAAAAUUCAGUUCAAAAACUAGAGCAACUUCAGAGAUCCUGAUGUCGAAUAGUUUUAGUUACUUUGUUUUUAAUACAAAUUGUCGAAGGUGUCUUCGAAUAUUUUGUAUAAGUUCGAAUAAGACUGUAUUUUCCUGUCUGAAACAUGAGAAAAUAUAUCACCAGCUUAAAGAUGACAAUUUUCUAAGUCGACUUUUUGUUAUAACUCAUAUUUUGACAUAAGCAUCAAGAGAAAUUAAAAAUGCAUCGCUUCCAAAAGUAUUUCAUUUAAUGAAACACAAAUUUGCUAGGUCCAAAAGAGGCACAGGAAAUUCGAUAAGUUUUUUUCUAAUAGCGGUCGCCCCUAGGCAGGCAAUGGCAAACCUCCAUGAAAAACAGCUUCUCAUAAAAAUAAAAUCAACAUCAAGCCGCACGCCAUAAAUCGUAGCAGAAGCUCGGCCAAACACUAAGGGUGCGUUCACACAGGAAGCGGGGUCGAGCUGGGCGGAGCCGUUCCGAACUUUCAAAUUAAUGUAGCUAUAGGAAAGUACAGCAAGCUUUUCCAGAAGCGUUAUGGAGCUGAAAGCAAAGCAUUUUUGAUUUUCAAAUUUCCUUUUGAUUUUUCAGUUUCAUGACUCUGAUACGAACAAAAAAUCAAAAUAAAUAAACGCCAAUCUAUUAUUAUUAUUAAAAUAAUAGGAAAUUUUUUAAUUAAUUCGAACGCUUCUGAUUCGUAUGGAGUUUAGCUUUGCUUUAAACAUGCACAAUGUUGAAUUCAAAGUCUUCAAAAAUACCUGAAGAAAAUGGCUAUAAGAAGUUUUUUCCUCUCCUGCAAAAUUUUUAAAAAUGGAUUUUAAAAAAUAACCGUGCCAUUGUUAUGAUUCUCAUUUGAUAUGCCAUUGAAUUAUCCAUAAUGAAAGCAAGCCUAAUGUGUGUAUUCCACUGUAAAUUAAAUUACAAAAAUUUGUGUUUCAAAGUUGGACUUAAAACAUACAAAUGUCAUUACGUAAACUUUAAUUAAGUUCGUUUCCACAUAGCAUUUUCAAAUGGUAUUUUUCUUAACCGAUUUCAAAAAAAAAGAAGGAGGAUAUCAAUACG